AUGAAGGCGCAGGUGCAUACCACGCAGCGGCAGCUGAUGCGCGAUCCGGAGGUGCUGCUGCCGCUGGAGGAGGCCGCCGCAAGUGCCAAGAGCAUCAACGGGAAUGGCGCCUGCCGGCCAGGGAAGCCGCUAGGGUUCCCGGAGCAGGCUGUGGCGGCUAAGAUGGUGGUUGCUGUUGAUGUGGAUGAAGUUCUUGGUAGCUUUCUUGCGGCUCUGAACAAAUUUAUUGCUGAUCGUUAUUCAUGGAAUCACUCAGUAUCAGAGUACCAUGUAUACGAGUUCUUUAAGAUAUGGAACUGUUCUCGAGAAAGAGCUAAUUUUCUUGUCCACGAGUUCUUCACAACCCAUUACUUCCAAGAUGGUAUUCAUCCUAUCCCGGGGGCUCGAGAUGCUCUCCAAACUCUUUCUUCUUUCUGUAGCUUGUCUGUAGUAACAUCUCGGCAGGAUGUAAUUAAGAAUCACACAUUGGAAUGGAUCGAGAAGUAUUAUCCAGGCUUAUUUGAGCAGAUCCAUUUUGGGAAUCAUUUCGCUUUGGAAGGUCAAUCAAGGCCAAAAUCAGAGAUUUGCAGGUCUUUUGGCGCUCAGGUUCUAAUUGAUGACAACCCGAGAUAUGCUUUAGAGUGUGCUAAUGAUGGCAUGAGGGUCCUUCUAUUUGACUACGAUAACUCAUAUCCUUGGUGCAAAACUGGAGUUGACGAAUCGCAUCCGCUGGUGACAAAGGUUCACAACUGGGAAGAAGUUGAGGAGAAACUUCUUUCUUGGGUAGUACCUGAGAGCUGA
Miscanthus lutarioriparius is the source of this 780-nucleotide messenger RNA. The record is from the annotation of a GenBank genome assembly. Lineage: Eukaryota; Viridiplantae; Streptophyta; Magnoliopsida; Poales; Poaceae.